Molecule: messenger RNA, 4013 nt
Organism: Cyclopterus lumpus (lumpfish)
Lineage: Eukaryota; Metazoa; Chordata; Actinopteri; Perciformes; Cyclopteridae
Gene: rhbdf1b
Product: rhomboid 5 homolog 1b (Drosophila)
Exons: 21
Coding region: 72-3095 (1007 amino acids)
Biological process (GO): regulation of protein secretion; regulation of epidermal growth factor receptor signaling pathway
Cellular component (GO): endoplasmic reticulum membrane
Molecular function (GO): serine-type endopeptidase activity
Source: RefSeq, a predicted model, not a curated record
CAGCGGCGUGGACCGCUCAUUGACUGCAGUCCACGUUGGCUGCUGGAGCCCGGAUGUAAAGUUCUGCAGGAAUGAGUUCUCAAACCAGAAAGCCUGUUGAUUUACAGCCCAUCAAAAAACGGCACAGAAUAAUGGAUCCCCCGGCAGAUUUGCACAUACGCGCGGAGGUGUCUGUGGUUAUCGUGCAACCAUCUGGUGCCGGUUGCACAACAUGCAUCACUGUCACAGUGACAUCCGCACUGCAGUUAGAGAGCGCAGAUGGAGCAGAUAUACCUGCCGCCUUCAGAUGCCUCACCCGUGUGACGGAAAGGCAGUCGGUUUCGCUGUCAUCAGCUGUCGUGGACGACCUACGCUGCUGGCAGGUGUCGGGGAGGCUGGCCAAAAUGGAUGAGCCGGGAAGCAGGAACAGCAGCCUGCAGAGGAAAAAGCCGCCAUGGCUCCAACUGGACAUUCCCACCAUCCAGCUGACAACGGACGACUCGCCCACACUCACCCAGCCGGUAAGACGGCUGCGCAGCGUCAGCUUGCCAGGUGAAAACCCUCAGACGUGCAUCGCUGCCUUUGAAACUUCCAACAACUACCUCAGACCUCCUCUGGAGAGAUUGCCCUCCUUCACACAGUCCAUCAAGAGUGAGAAAAGGGUGCGCUUUGAGCGGGUCAACACAGUUCCCCCAAAGGGCCAGAGGGGGCCCCGGAGGGAGUCCACCGUCCGAAGGCGGUCCUGCAUACCCAAGAUACUGACCCGACGGCGGUCAUCUAUACCCAAACAGAUCAUCAGGGGUACGGCCGACUGGUUCGGGGUGAGCAAAGACAGCGACAGCACCCAACGAUGGAGGAGGAAGAGCCUGCAGCACUGCAGCCAUCUGUACGGGGGUCUGAAGCCGCAGGUGAUGAGGGAGAUGGAGCUCCACAGCCAGGACAACAUCUCCCUGGCCAGCACUGAGACCCCUCCUCCCCUCUACCUCCCACCCUACCACUCCAGUCACCACCACUAUGGCAUGCAGAGGAUCGUCGACCCCCUGGCUCGGGGGCGUGCCUUCCGCAUGGUGGAAGAGGUAGACGGCUUCAGUGUCCCGCAAACUCCCAUCACGCCCGGCACCGCCUCCCUCUGCUCCUUUUCCAGCUCCCGCUCCGCCCUCAACCGGUUGCCACGCCGACGCAAACGGGAGUCGGUCGCAGUCAUGAGUCUCAAGGCUGCAGCAGCUUUGAUGAAGGGACGGACAUUAGCCGACAGCACCGGCGGGCGAUGUCGCCGGCGGAGUUUCAUGCCCCCUAGUUUCCUCGAGGACGACACCGUGGACUUCACUGAUGAUCUGGACACUUCCUUCUUCACCAGAGACGGGCUGCAGGAUGAGUUGUACAGCUACGCAGACGAAGUGUUCGAGACACCAUCGGAGGCCGACCUCAAACAGCUGGAUGAGAGCGAGCUCACAGGGAGUGCGUUGGAAAAGACCGAACUGGAGAGGAGUCACCUCAUGCUGCCCUUAGAGAGAGGGUGGCGAAAGGCAAAAAAUGUCUCUCUGGUCCAACCUAAGGUGCGUCUGAAACAGGAAGUGGUGAGCGCCAACAGCCAUCAGCAGCGGGGACAAAGGAUCGUGGUUCCUGUUCAGAAGCUGUUUGCCCGAGAGAAGAGGCCCUACGGGCUCGGCAUGGUCGGUCGUCUCACAAACCGGACGUACCGCAAACGCAUCGACAGUUUUGUCAAGCGGCAGAUUGAGGACAUGGGCGAUCACAGGCCUUUUUUCACUUACUGGAUCACAUGUGUCCAUUUGCUCAUCACCAUUCUGGCUGUCGCCAUCUUCGGCAUUGCCCCUGUGGGCUUCUCCCAACAUGAAACUGUCGACUCUGUGUUGAGGAACAAGGGAGUUUAUGAAAACGUUAAGUUUGUGCAACAACAAAACUUCUGGGUUGGUCCAAGCUCAGAGGCGCUGAUCCACCUGGGAGCCAAGUUUUCCCCGUGUAUGCGUCAAGACCUCGAGAUCCAGAAACUGAUCCAGGAGAAGAGAGCGAGGGAGAGGGAGUCGGGCUGCUGCGUGAGGAACGAUCGCUCCGGCUGCCUGCAGACGUUACAAGAGGAGUGCUCGAGCACCCUGGCAGUGUUUGUGAAGUGGCCUCAGCAUCCCAGUGCUCCCUAUCGAAAUGGCACGCUACGCCAACAUGGUGCAGUCUGCCAUCAGGACCCCAGAAUCUGUCUGGAGCCAGCCUCCAUUUCACCUCAUGAGUGGCCGGAUGACAUCACCACGUGGCCAGUUUGCACACGGUACAACUCUGGGAAUCACACCAACCUCCCCCACAUUGACUGCACCAUCACAGGCCGGCCCUGCUGCAUCGGGACCAAAGGACGAUGUGAAAUCACCUCAAGAGAGUAUUGUGACUUCAUGCACGGCUACUUCCACGAGGAGGCUACCCUCUGCUCACAGGUGGCUUGCAUGGACGACGUCUGCGGUUUGCUGCCUUUCCUCAACCCGGAGAUUCCAGACCAGUUCUCCCGACUCUGGAUGUCUCUCUUUCUUCAUGCUGGGAUCCUGCACUGCCUGGUGUCAGUGUUUUUCCAGAUGACGGUGUUGAGGGACAUUGAAAAGCUGGCUGGCUGGCUGAGGAUCUCCAUCAUCUACAUGCUCAGCGGCAUCACUGGCAACUUGGCCUCGGCCAUCUUCCUCCCCUACAGAGCAGAGGUGGGUCCCGCGGGCAGCCAGUUCGGCAUCCUGGCCUGUCUGUUUGUGGAGCUGUUUCAGAGCUGGCAGAUCCUCGAGCGACCGUGGCGAGCUUUCGCCAAGCUGCUGGCCAUCUCAGUCUUCUUCUUCUCCUUCGGUUUGCUUCCAUGGAUUGACAACUUUGCCCACAUCAGCGGAUUUGUGUCGGGGUUCUUCCUGUCCUUCGCCUUCCUGCCAUACAUCAGCUUUGGGCAAACCGACAUGUACCGGAAGCGGGUCCAGAUCUGUGUCUUCCUGCUGGUCUUUCUUGGUCUGCUCUCCGCCCUGGCCGUCCUCUUCUACGUCUACCCUGUGAAGUGCGACUGGUGCGAGUUCCUGACCUGCAUCCCGAUCACGGACAAGUUCUGCGAGAAGUACGACCUGAACGCUCACCUCCUCUGAACAUCAGCCCGCGGGGUAAACGUCAGCCGGACGUGUCUCAACAUCUCUUAAUGAUGGAUGUUGAUGAAGUUGAAAGUUGGAUAUUGAGCUGCAGUGCAACCUGUGACACUCCUCCUGGAAUAAUGAGCUUUCAGGAGUCCAUGUGGAUGCAUUCGUGUCACUGUUUGGAAAGGUGCAACAGACCCAUCAUGGAAAAAGCCUUCGGGCAUUUAUUCACACGCAUGGGAACAAAAAUAUCACUGUAAAGUUGACUGAAAAGGACUAAAGACUGAUUUCAUGUGUGAUUGAUCUAUAGCUGGGCUAAUCAAUGACUAGUCACACUGGAAGAGAGCUACAAAGACAACUAUUUCCUGCCAAAUUAUUUACCUGAAACAGCACCGCUUAGUGGCCAAAAGGAACAGUACACCUGCCAGUGGAGGACUUUAGUUUUGUACUUUUGUAUUGGUGCCCACACAGUGUUAUUUAAAACCCUCCAAGAAAUGAGACUAUAACCGGUGCCUUAUUGACACAAAAUUACACACAUGAUGUCUUUUUGUGCCACGUAUCAGUUUGUGUCAGCAGUUUUUUUUGACGUUUUGGGUUGUGCUCCUCAACCUCUGUAGAAACUGCGUCACACCAUCGGACCAGCUAUGACAAACUAUUAUAUGUUUUUACUUCAGUAUUCGGUGGCUGAAUUGGCACUUGUUUUUUUUUUACCACACAGGAAACGUUAGUUUCCACCACAGCCUUUAACACACUUCAAUCCCAAAUGGAUUGUAUGUUUUUUUACUAUACUCACCCUGUAUUACAGCUGUAAAUAACUCACUUGUAUGUUAAUCUGCUCCACUGUGAAUAGAUUUUACUGAGGUGAAUUUGUGUUUAUAUUCAAGCUGGUGGCGUUUUAGCUACAUAACAAUAAAUAAACACAACAGGAUGCAA